GAACUAAGAAACUAUGGCAAGUCAUUACUUGUUUCCUGCUGUGAAAUUACUCAAGCAGAAAUGUUUUCCAUCCCUCAGUGGAAUGAAGAGUUGUCAGAAUUUUUCCAGUAUGCAAGUCGACGAAACAGAAGGCGCUAACUUCAAACGUUUCGCCCAGCAUUGGUGGGACUAUGAUGGAGAUUUACAGCCAUUGCAUACUAUGAAUCGUUUGCGUGUACCAUUUAUUCAAAAUGGUCUUUGUCCAUUAACUACAUUAUCUACCAUUGAUUCAGUUUGUUUACCUUUGAAAGGUACGAAGAUUUUAGAUGUUGGUUGUGGUGGAGGUAUUCUAGCGGAAGCACUAUCUAUGUUGGGAGCAGAAGUUUUGGGCAUAGACUUAGUAGAAGAAGGUAUAAAAGUAGCACAAGAACAUGUUGAAGCUACAUCUUAUCGCUGGAUUGAUCAUCCAGAUUUACAUAAACCUACAUAUAAACUUACUAGUGUACAAUCAAUUACUCAAGAAUAUCCAUGUCAAUUCGACGCAGUUGUUGCGUCUGAAGUAUUAGAACACGUUACUGAUUGGGAGGAUAUGUUGAACAAUUUAAAACAGUGCUUGAAAAUUCCAAUCAAUAUUGACGGAGUUACACGACCUUUGAUUUCUGUUAGAGGUAUUAUGGCGGUUAUUGCUUCCCAGUUUCCCGCACCGUGAAAGGAGUUUUCAGAGGUACCUGAAAAGGAGAUUGGGGUCCGGGUUGGUCUUAGUAACCUGCGAACGUGACCGCAGUGCUCAAGGGAUAACGUCUUGAGGUUGGUCACACACGACCUUUGCGUGAGUAAUUUUCGUGUUAGCUCCGUACUUGUUGAGACCUUACUGUCUAAAACGGAAAUCCAUAGCGUAGGAAAAGGUGUGCAUUUUUAGGGCCGACCUCUUCCAACUUCACCCUUCCUUAUGAGAAUGCUGCAUCGCUGUUAUACUGGUUGUUUGACGUCAUACGUUUGUGCAGUCAGUCGUACGACUUCGUCCUCGGACCUUGGGUUUGCUGCUUUUAGUCUUACCGCUCUUCAACCAACCUGUUUGGCAUAGUAGGACCUUUAUGAACGAUUGUUCCAGUCAGUAUAGCUCGAUUGGUUCAUCAUGAUAGGCAAUUCUGACCACCACGUCAAGGUAGCAACAACGGUCGGGUUACACGACCUAAUUAUUUUGAAAUCUACUUCAGUUAUAAUGUGGUGUGUGUUACUUAUAUUGACAUAAGUAGUAUAUGAUGUUAGUCGUGAACAGAAGGUCUGGCAGCAGAGAAACAAGAGGAUCUAACAGUAAAGAAUGGAAACAGGAUGCAAUUUGUAUGAAAAUGCAAGAACAAUGAAGUCUGAGUCAUGUUGAGACAAUUGGUGGUCAUUUUGCAAAUGAAGCAUUUACUUUAUGAUUGUUAGAUUUUAUUAACAAGUCCUGUAAUUUUGUGUUAAAUACAUUUGAUUGUCCCGGCCCGUGUUCUGUCCACUACAAUAAUACUUGUAAUAAAUAUGAAUGAAUUGAAAACGUGCUGAUUAGUUUCACACGAAUUUUAAAUUUUGUAGUUUAUGCGUUCAACUCACAUUCAUUUGCUAUGGAUGUUUGGCUACAGAGUAGCAUAGGACUCUAACAACUUGUAUAACACUUACAUUUCAUGUAUAUUUCAUCCUUGAAUCCAUUAAACUGGACAUAAUUGAUGGAUGGUGUAGUGUUUGUCACUUGUUAUAUCUAGAUGUGCUUAACUUACUUGUCCCUUGGUACUGAAACCCUCAUAUCUGAUGAUGUAUAGUGAACAUACAAAGGCUAGCAAUAUAUAUCUAUUUGAACCCGGAAAUAAAUCAAAAUAAUGUGUGAAUACACCACUUUUUAUUUGAUUUAUUAGUAGUCAAAUUUGUGUAAUUUGGAACUGAGUAGUAAUUAAUAUCAAUUAAUCACUAACUUACUACGUGACCAAUUCUUUACAUUACCGUACAUUUCGGGGUCUAUAACCAACAGAUCGAACUAAUUGACUAAGUCUUAUAAUUGCCCCUUCUCAGGAUGUGAUUAUAUGUCAUAGACAGUUGGGAAAAAUAUUAACUUUAUAUGCCAUUCCUACUUUAAUCGAUUUAUUCACUACUCACCAUAUCAGAUUGUAUUUUAAUUCCCACUACUAAACUGUCAAUAAAUAUUGCUCUCUGUACACUUUCGAAUUAUUUUGUUAAUGUUUUUGCUUUUUUGUUUUUCAAUUAAAUUAUGUUAUUUAAUUGAUGUUAUUUAUAAUCUCUUCCUUCUCAGUUAGAAGGAAUGUUAUUCGUAACUACAAUAAAUCGUACUACCGCUUCAUUACUACUAGGAAUUGGUGUAGCUGAAUAUGUAGCUCGUAUUGUUCCACGUGGUACUCAUGAUUGGAAUAAAUUCAUUGAACCUAGUCGACUACAGAUUGCUUGUAUCAAGCGUGGUUUGCAACCACGUCAACUCAGUGGAAUGUUAUAUAACCCAUUAAGUCGUCGAUGGCGUUGGAGUAGUAAUUUAUCACUAAAUUAUGCAUUCAGUGCUAUGAAAAUCGAUGAAUAAAUGAGAUGAAGAACACCAAUUAUAAAUGCAUUUGUUCUUCGUCAACUGUUUCUUUCUCAAUCUAUUAAUUUAGUAAAAGCAAAGUGUGAUCAAUUAUCACGAAUUUAUAGACACAUUCUUCCCAUUGUUUGCUUUCAAUAACAUUAUAUAAUGAGCUGAUUGUUAUUGUAAAGUUUUGUCAACUUGUUAGAUAAUGAUCAAAAAAUUAAGCAUUAAAUUUUUUCAGCUAAAUGAUUUACGGUAAUAGCCUUUAUGUAUAAUUUAUUUAUUUAUUUUAACACAGAUAUUUGUGCGAGGAGGCACCAAAUACAUAUGCGCCACAUAA
Schistosoma margrebowiei is the source of this 2867-nucleotide messenger RNA. Lineage: Eukaryota; Metazoa; Platyhelminthes; Trematoda; Strigeidida; Schistosomatidae. The record is from the annotation of a GenBank genome assembly.